Hirundo rustica (Barn swallow) is the source of this 1954-nucleotide messenger RNA. RefSeq names its product coiled-coil domain-containing protein 157. The transcript has 8 exons. Lineage: Eukaryota; Metazoa; Chordata; Aves; Passeriformes; Hirundinidae. The record is from RefSeq and is a predicted model, not a curated record. Bases 1 to 1944 code for a protein of 647 amino acids.
AUGCCUGGGGAGUCCCGAGAGCACCAACCCCACCCUCCUGCAUCACAGCGGCUCUGUCUGGGUGAUGGGAGGGGGCCGACCUCCCUGCCCAAGCUCGGUUUCCCUGCUGCCGAUGCUCCAAGACGUGUUUUCCCGUCGGGACAGGCUGCUGCUGCUGCUGCAGAGCUUCACCGGGCUGAGAAAUAUCAGAAGGAGCACCUGAAACGCUUCUUGCCGGAUGUUUUGGAGUCAGGAACUUCCCCAGAGCCCAUCCAGCCCAAUUCUGUGUGCCCGUGUCCAAGUGUCCAAGUGCUGGGCAGCUCAGGCAGCUCCCAGCACAGGGCUGGCCCCAGCCUGGCUCAGAGCACCUGCAGUGCCUCCACGCAGACCCCAGGGUCACCGCUGGGUUCCUGUGACACCUGCUCCAGCGCCCAGGCCAGCCUCCACGAGGUGGGCAGAGCCAUCACCAGCAUCUGUCAGAGCCAGAACAUCCCUUCGGCUCUCAGCAAAUUCCAGGAGGUGCUGGAGGACGGCGCAGGGAGAAGGAACCUCUCUGCAAAAGACAUGAGCUACUGGGCCUUGGAGCAGAGCAAGGACCUCUCCCGGAUCAACAAACACCUCCAGGGGCUGCUGCAGCAGGUGAACCCCCUGAAGGCUGAGCUGGAAGAGAAAGGCAAACAGAACAAGAAGCUGCAGAAACAGGUUGAGGACGUUUCCAGGAAGCUGCAGGCAGAGAAGGACAUCCAAGCAGAGCAGCAGAGGAAGGCUGAGCAGAGCUUGAAAGCCAAGGACAAGGAACAUUCUGAGGCUGUGGCCAGGCUGGAGCGGGACAAGGACGACCUCCGGAGAGGAGCUGCUCUGCUGGAGGAACGACUCUCAGCCCUGAAGGAGGAGCUGGCAGCGAAGCAGGUGGCAGUGCAGGAGCUGGAGCUCUCCAAGACCACCUUGUUGGAGGAGAUGACAACCACAAUGGUGGCCCGGAGCCAGGUGCUGGAGCUGGAGGAGAAGGUGGAGAUGCUCACAGGCCAGAGGGACAGCCUGGACCGGGAGCUGAGUGCCACCAGCAUACAGCUGGAGAAGGAGAAGGUCCGUGUGGAGAGCAUGUUCCGGCACGAGGAGUCCCUGCAGGCUAAGCAGAGGACCCUGCUGCAGCAGCUGGACAGCCUGGACCAGGAGUGUGAGGAGCUGCAGGCCAGCCUGGCAGAGGCCGAGCAGGACAAGGCCCGGCUGGCGGAGCAGCUGGAGCGGAGCCAGGAGCAGAGUGGGAAACAGCUCCAGGCACAGCAGGAGCUGCUGGACACACUGCAGCAGGAGAAGCUGGCAAUGGAACAAUCCAUCCUGGAGCUGCAGGCAAACACAUCCCGGCUGGAGGAACAGGCACAGGAGCUGAGGGAGCGGGAAAGGCUCCUGGUGUUCUUCCCUGAUCUCCACAUCCCCGCUGAGAUGGAGUUUGAGAGCAGCGGGAAUUUGACAGAGGACAUGGAGAGUCAGCUCCAGGCCAACACCAUCCGGAUCGAGGUGCUGGAGCGGGAGAACGCGCGGCUCGAGGCUCUGCUCGCCAAGGUGAAGGCAGCAGCCGAGCAGGGCAUGCUCAAGGAACCGUUCCCAAGAGGAGACCGGGAUGUGGCCACACUUGGAAGAGGAAAGCAGAGCUGGCCUGGGAUGAGAGUAAUCCGAGCCGCCUUUAGCCCACCAGCACAGCCACAAGCUGGGAAAGUCAUUCCCCCCUCCAUGAGCACCCAGAGGGGCUGGGAACCACCGAGUCAUGGGUGCAGGCUGGCCCUGACCUCUGAGCUGCCCCCCCAGCACUGUGAGCCCCGUGCAAGCCCCACACAAAACACACAGCCAGUCCUUGCUCCAUGUUUAAUAGGGAUGGACACGUGCCAUGUUGCAGCCCGUGGGGCAGGACCUCGGCAGGGCUCACAGCGUGUCCCCAGUCACCGUGCUGGGCGAGCCAAGCCCUAGGUUGGCUCUG